UUAGAUACUGUUAGUGACCAAUGAAAGCCUCUCAUGGCCAACCACAGCGCAAAGAUGGCCAGUCUGGUGACAGUGCCAAGACACCAGCAGCACUCCAGCAGUUACAUUGAUGUCCUCGUCUUUCUUCCCCGGCCGUCGCGAGAACGAACAACAACAACGCCCUGACGCGUGUUCGCCAUGAGAAAGAUGUGUCAACUGAAAAUGGCGGCAGGAAAGCUUUACCAACGACCAUGGAGGAUUCAUUUUCCAAAAGGGCACUCGAUCGAUCGACAGGUAAACUGGUCACGGAGUAGAGUCGUUUCUAAGUCAUCAUCUCGAGUCCAACGACGUCUGUCUGUGCAUCGGAGGAGGUCGUCGUUAGAGCUUCCUACUACUUGUUCCUGCUCCCAACCAACGCCAGCGAAAGCCACCCCACCAACUCCCAGCUGCUCCGACGUACUGUCAGUCCCAUGGGUAUAAAAGGGCCCGUGGCUUGCGAUCGGCUCUGCAUCUCGCUUCGAUUUCGAUCUCCUGCCUUGCAUUAUUGAUCUCCUAGCUGCUUGCUCGUUUCGCUCCUCUUUAAUUAUUUGCUCGAUCGAACGACGGCAAUGGCGUCCGGUGGCGCGUCGCUGGCCUUGGCCGCGCUGCUCCUCGUGGGCUGCGUCGCGGCGGCGGCGGCGACCAAGUACACCGUCGGCGACGCCUCCGGCUGGACGACCACCGGCGAUUACUCCACCUGGGCCAGCGGCAAGAAGUUCAAAGUCGGCGACACUCUCCAGUUCACGUACGCCGGCGGCGCGCACACGGUGGACGAGGUGAGCGCGGCGGACUACGCCUCCUGCUCCUCCAGCAACGCGCUCAGCAGCGACAGCGCCGGCUCCACCACCGUGACCCUCAAGACGGCCGGCAAGCACUACUUCAUCUGCGGCGUCGCGGGCCACUGCAGCAGCGGCAUGAAGCUCGUGGUGGACGUCGCCGCGGCCAAGACGUCGCCCGCCCCCGUUCCGGCGCCGGCGCCGGCCGCGGCCCCGGACGCCGCGGACACCACCCCUGACGCCACUCCCGACACGACCACGACCCCCAAGUCGCCCUCGAGCUCCGGCGGCGCCACGGCCAAGACCCCGGUCACGGUCCUCUCGCCGCCGGCCAAGAAGUCCACCUCCGGCGCCGCCGUGCUCAGCGCCGCCGCGUGGGCCGGCGUGGGCCUGGCCGGGCUCGUGGCCGUGCACCUCGGCGCGUUCUAGGGCCCACGGCCAGGGCGGAGGCACUGCUUGCUUGUUUUAUUCUCGUUUUAUUUUCAUAUUAAAUAGGAUGCACGCCAUCGAUUCACGUAUUGGUUGAGGACCUGAGAGGUUUCUUUUGAUCCAGGCAACUAGUGCUUUUGCUACGCGGCGCUGGUGGCAGAUAGUUGAUGGAUACUUGGAUAUUAUGCUCUUGUUAUCAUAUUCUUUUCAUGCCUUUUUUAUCAAUAUGUUUCACUUCUAUUACAUUUUCUACGGAAAA
Messenger RNA from Panicum virgatum (switchgrass), 1482 nucleotides. RefSeq names its product blue copper protein-like. Lineage: Eukaryota; Viridiplantae; Streptophyta; Magnoliopsida; Poales; Poaceae. Gene Ontology annotation, molecular function: electron transfer activity. The transcript is spliced from 2 exons. Gene Ontology annotation, cellular component: plasma membrane. The record is from RefSeq and is a predicted model, not a curated record. The coding region runs from base 588 to 1223 and encodes 211 amino acids.